Molecule: messenger RNA, 1124 nt
Organism: Heterocephalus glaber (naked mole-rat)
Lineage: Eukaryota; Metazoa; Chordata; Mammalia; Rodentia; Bathyergidae
Source: RefSeq, a predicted model, not a curated record
CCAGAAAGGGAGAAGACACGGCGGCCUAGAGCGCGGGACUACGCGUAGGCCCCGCCCCUUCGUCCAGGCCCGGGCCCCGCCCUCUAUCCCGGCCCACGCCCUCUAUCCCGGCCCAGACCCUACCCUCUGUCCGGGAGCAGGCCCCGCCCCUCGCUCGGCGGGGCCGCCAGGGGUCGCUGCGCGCCGUGCGGACGCGGCCCAUCAGUUCCCCGCCCUGCUCCCCUUCCUGCUCCGCCCCGAGCAAUUGGCGCCAAAGUCAAACUCACCCCUCGCCCCCCGCAGGGCUCUCCGCCGGAAGGCCCGCCACCCGCGCCAUGUCAAAGAAAAAAGGACUGAGUGCAGAAGAAAAGAGAGCCCGGAUGAUGCAAAUAUUUUUUGAGACAAAAGAUGUAUUUCAAUUAAAAGACUUGGAGAAGAUUGCUCCCAAAGAGAAAGGAAUUACUGCUAUGUCAGUAAAAGAAGUUCUUCAAAGCUUAGUUGAUGAUGGUAUGGUGGACUGUGAGAGGAUUGGAACGUCUAAUUAUUACUGGGCUUUUCCAAGUAAAGCUCUUCACGCAAGGAAACGUAAAUUGAAGGCUCUGGAAUCUCAGUUGUCUGAAGGAAGCCAAAGACAAGUGAACCUGCAGAAAAGCAUCGAGAAAGCAAAAAUUGGCCGACAUGAGACAGAAGAACGAACCAUGCUAGCAAAAGAGCUUUCUUCACUUCGGGACCAAAGGGAACAGCUUAAGGCAGAAGUAGAAAAAUACAAAGAAUGUGACCCACAAGUUGUGGAAGAAAUACGUCAAGCAAAUAAAGUGGCCAAAGACGCUGCUAACAGAUGGACUGUUACUGCCCUCACUCUUGAAAAUAGAGAAACUUAUGUUAAUGCAGCUAAGAGUAAGAUAAUAUAUUUGCAAUCAAAUCAUGGGCCAAAAGAAAAUUUGGGUUUGAAGAAAAUAAAAUUGAUAAAAAUUUUGGAAUUCCGGAAGACUUUGACUACAUAGACUAAAACGUUCUGUGGUGGGGAGAGGCCUCCGAGCCUGUAAAUAUGUAAAUUCUGAAACAUCUCACUGGCUGUACUGGGUUGUUACUACCCUGUAACUGUUUGUUAGUUUGUUAAUUCUAAAUAAAGUAUAAAAUACAGA